Molecule: messenger RNA, 630 nt
Organism: Closterium sp. Naga37s-1
Lineage: Eukaryota; Viridiplantae; Streptophyta; Zygnematophyceae; Desmidiales; Closteriaceae
Source: the annotation of a GenBank genome assembly
AUGCAACUUCGGGCCGAGAUAAACCUCCACAAGGAGGAGGGAGGGAAAAAAGAAAUCCAGAUCAACCACCUCGAGAAGCAGGUCGAGUCAUUGGAGCGGGAGAAGAGCUCGAUGAAGGCAGAGUUGGAGGCGAAGACAGAGGCGUUCGCGCAACUACAGAAAGCGUUCGACGCACUGAAGAAUACCACGGCGACAAGCGCAGCUGCAAAUGUGGGGGAGAGCGAGAGCCGUAAUUCAUCCUUCCUUUCCCCCUCCUUUCCCCCUCCUUCCCCCUCCUUCCCCCUUCUUCCCCCCUCCUUCCCUCCUCCUUCCCCCCUCCUUCCCCCCUCCUUCCCCCCUCCUUCCCCCCUCCUUCCCCCCUCCUUCCCCCCUCCUUCCCCCCUCCUUCCCCCCUCCUUCCCCCCUCCUUCCCUAUCCUUCCCCCCUCUGUCCGUCCCCCCUCCUUUGCCCCCUCCUUCCACCCUCCUUCCCCCUCCUUCCCCCCCACCUUACCCCUCCUUCCCCCAUCCUUCCCCCCUCAUUUCUCCCGCCCUUCCCCCCCUCAUUCCCCCACUCUUUCCCCCUCUCCUUCCCCACCUCCUUUCCCCAUUCCUUCGUACCCUCUCUGUCCUCUGCCCCUCCCCAGCAUAA